AUGGCACCAACCGCACGAAAAGCAUUGAUCAACGUAGACAUGGGAGAGGCCUAUGGCAACUACAUCUGCGGUCCGGAUAAAGAACUCCUCCCCAUGAUCGACCACGCCAACAUCGCCUGUGGUUUCCACGCCGGCGACCCCCUCAUCAUGGCAGAAACCGUCGCACUCUGCAAAGCCCACGGCGUCAAGAUCGGCGCCCACCCCGGCCUCCCCGACGUCCAAGGCUUCGGUCGACGCGAGAUGAAGCUCACCCCGGAAGAGCACACAGCAAAUAUUAUAUACCAAGUCGGGGCUCUCAAGGCAUUCCUCGACCGCGAGGGCGUGGAGAUGCACCACGUCAAGCCGCACGGGAUCCUGUACGGGAUGAUGGUCAGGGACAUUGAGGUAUCCCGGGCCGUCUGGGCGGGCGUUCCAAAGGGGAUGCGGGUGUUUGGACUUGCUGGGACGUAUAUGGAGAGUACAGCGCAAGAAGCCGGGCUGGAGUUCUGGGCGGAGUACUUUGGGGAUGUUAAUUAUCGAGAGGAUGGGACGUUGAUUGUGGAUCGGAAGAAGAAGCCGUGGAAGACAGAGGAUGUUAGGAAGCAUGUUAGCAAGCAGCUGUAUGAGAGUCGCGUUGUUGCUGUUACUGGUACGGAGGUUGAUCUACCUGUGAAGGACUUUCCCAUAUCGAUUUGCUGUCACUCGGACUCGCCUGGCUGCGUGGAGAUUGUGAAGGCGACGAGGGAGGUAGCGGAUCUGUUCAACAGUGAAAAGGGAUUCUAG
This is a messenger RNA of Aspergillus puulaauensis, 762 nucleotides long. RefSeq lists its product as uncharacterized. The transcript is spliced from 2 exons. The coding region runs from base 1 to 762 and encodes 253 amino acids. Lineage: Eukaryota; Fungi; Ascomycota; Eurotiomycetes; Eurotiales; Aspergillaceae. Gene Ontology annotation, biological process: carbohydrate metabolic process. The record is from RefSeq and is a predicted model, not a curated record.